Tupaia belangeri chinensis (Chinese tree shrew) is the source of this 1380-nucleotide messenger RNA. RefSeq names its product BPI fold containing family B member 2 (gene BPIFB2). NCBI's taxonomy places the organism in Eukaryota, Metazoa, Chordata, Mammalia, Scandentia, Tupaiidae. The transcript has 15 exons. The record is from RefSeq and is a predicted model, not a curated record. Gene Ontology annotation, molecular function: lipid binding. Bases 1 to 1380 code for a protein of 459 amino acids.
AUGGCUCAGGUGUGCGGGCUGGGCCUGCUGCUGGUCCUGCUGCUUUCCGUGGCUGGCGCCUCCAUGCCGGGCACCGUGGUCAGAAUCAACAUGGCUGCACUGAACUACGUGUCUGAAAUCGGGAGAGCCCCUCUCCAGCGGGCCCUGCAGGUCACUAUCCCAUAUUUCCUGGACCAGAGCGGAGAGACGCUUCAGCCCACCAGGAUCCAGAUCCGGAAUGUCGUUGUCCCCCACCUCCACCUGAAUUUCGUUGCUGAUCUUGGGAUACACAUGUCGGCAACGGCCAACUUCACUUUCCAGAUCUUUAGGGCCUCCGAGCCCUUGGAGCUGAUGCUGCCCGUGGUACUGCUGGCCGACGCCCGCGUGGCCCAGGGCUCCAUCGGGACCCCCGUGGUCAGUAUCUCCGCCUGCUUCUCACGCUUCGGCCAUGCCAGUGUUUUUGAUGGCAGUAACAGCACUGCUGCCCCUGCGCUGCUGGUCCCAGUGCAGAAGCACAUCAAGGCUGUCUUGAGGAACAAGAUCUGCCUGAGCAUCUCCAACCUGGUGCAGGGGCUCAAUGUGCACCUGGGCACUUUAAUUGGCCUCAACCCUGUGGGCCCCGAGUCUCAGAUUCGCUACUACAUGACCGACGCACCCACUGUUACCAGUGACUGCAUUUCCUUGGACAUCAAUGCUAUUCUCUUCCUGCUGGGCAAACCCAUUGUCUUGCCCAAGGAUGCCACCCGCUUCACGUUGCCACCAGAUAUGGGCACCACCGACACCAUGGUAACUGUGGGCAUCUCCCAGCACAUGUUCGACUCUACCUUCCUGCUGCUGCAGAAGGCUGGCACCCUCAACCUGGACGUCACGGGGCACCUGGAGUCGGAUGACAACCCACUGAACACCUCUGCACUGGGCCGGCUCAUCCCUGAGGUGGCCCGCCAGUUCCCUGAGCCCAGGCCCUUGGUGCUCAAGGUGCGGCUGGGGGCCACGCCCGUGGCCACACUUCGUACCAACAAUGCCAUGCUGCGACUGCAGCCCUUCGUGGAGGUUCUGGUCCCAGCCUCCAACUCAGCUUUCCAGUCCCUCUUCUCUCUGGAUGUGGUAGUGAACUUGACCCUCCAGCUCUCCGUGUCCAAGGUGAGGCUGCAGGCGACCACGUCUGUCCUGGGAGAUGUCCAGCUCACCGUGGCCUCCUCCAACGUGGGCUUCAUUGAUAUAGAUCAAGUGCACAAGCUCGUGGGCACCGUGUUUGAGAAGCCCCUGCUGGACCACCUCAAUGCUCUCUUGGGCAUAGGACUUGCUCUCCCCAACGUGGUCAACCUCUUCUACGCCAACCCAGAGGUCUUUGUCCAUGAGGGCUACGUCGUGAUAUCCAGCGGACUCUCCUACCAGCGCUGA